This is a messenger RNA of Ipomoea triloba (trilobed morning glory), 2742 nucleotides long. Its product is annotated as diphthine--ammonia ligase. The coding region runs from base 235 to 2472 and encodes 745 amino acids. Gene Ontology annotation, molecular function: diphthine-ammonia ligase activity. NCBI's taxonomy places the organism in Eukaryota, Viridiplantae, Streptophyta, Magnoliopsida, Solanales, Convolvulaceae. Gene Ontology annotation, biological process: protein histidyl modification to diphthamide. The transcript has 13 exons. The record is from RefSeq and is a predicted model, not a curated record.
UCUACGCAGUCUGCAGCCACUACAGUCUCCAGCCAGCCACGCAGGACGUCUGGAACGCAGGUUAAGCAGCGAGUCAGCGACGGCCGACGGACGGGAACGGCGACUUCCUGUUCCUGCAAAUGCACAAGAGAAGUCAAAUGGAGACAACCGAUCAAACUGAAGCUUCCUGCUCGUAAAACCCUACGGUUUUGGCGCCACCAUUUUCAUAUCCGACAAGCUCAUCGGCUGUGUACCAUGAAGGUGGUGGCUUUAGUUAGCGGCGGCAAAGACAGCUGCUAUGCUAUGAUGAAAUGCAUACAGUACGGCCACGAGAUAGUUGCAUUGGCGAAUUUAAUGCCGGCUGAUGAUGCACAGGACGAGCUUGACAGCUACAUGUAUCAAACUGUUGGGCACCAGAUAGUUGUCAGCUAUGCAACAUGCAUGGGAGUGCCAUUAUUCCGAAGGAGAAUAAAAGGAUCCACAAGGAAUCAUGGCCUUAGCUACAGCUUGACUCCUGGUGAUGAAGUUGAAGACAUGUUCAUCUUGUUGAAUGAAGUAAAACGACAGAUACCUGAUGUUGCAGCAGUGUCUUCUGGUGCAAUUGCAUCUGACUACCAAAGACUUCGAGUUGAAAGUGUAUGUUCAAGGUUAGGACUUGUUUCAUUGGGAUAUUUAUGGAAGCAAGAUCAAUCAUUACUUCUUCACGAAAUGAUAAGAAGUGGUAUUGUUGCAAUUAUAGUUAAGGUUGCAGCUAUUGGAUUGGACCCCUCAAAGCACUUGGGGAAGGAAAUUGCAUACCUGGAUACCCAUCUUCACAAACUAAAAGAGCUCUAUGGAAUAAAUGUUUGUGGUGAAGGUGGAGAGUAUGAAACAUUAACUCUUGAUUGUCCCCUCUUCAAAAAUGCUCGAAUUGUGCUAGAUGAAUUUCAAGUUAUCUUGCAUUCUUCAGAUUCCAUAGCUCCUGUUGGGAUUCUUCAUCCAUUAUCAUUUCAUUUGGAAAAGAAGCUGGACUCAUUAUCAUCAAGUGAUUCUAAUGGAGGCACCAGUCUCUAUCUAGGAGAUGACAGUACAGUGUAUGAAGUGCUAGAAGAACACCAACAAAAUUGUGAAGCUAAUCAAGCUAUGAGCAAACUAAUUGAUGUAACUCUUGAAAAGUAUGAUGCUAUGAAAGAGAAUCUCAAAAUUUCAAAAUCGCGAAAGGAUGAUAUAUAUUCUAUUUCUUGCUGGUUGGAGCACUCUGAAACUUCAACAAGCUUACAGGUGGAUCUGGAGGUUGUUCUCAUGGAAAUUGAAACACAACUUGCUAAGCAUGGGUGCUCUUGGGAAAAUGUACUUUAUAUCCAUCUGUAUAUUGCUGAUAUGAAUGAAUUUUCUACUGCAAAUGAAACAUAUGUGAGAUUCAUCACUCAAGAGAAGUGUCGUUUUGGUGUACCAUCAAGGUCCACGAUUGAACUUCCUUUGUUGCAAGUUGGUUUAGGGAGGGCCUAUAUGGAAGUCUUGGUGGCACAAGAUCAUAGCAAAAAGGUUUUGCAUGUACAGAGUAUAUCUUGCUGGGCGCCUAGCUGUAUUGGUCCAUACAGUCAGGCAACUUUACACAAGGAUAUACUCUACAUGGCUGGUCAGUUGGGACUUGACCCGCCAACAAUGCUGCUUUGUAAAGGAGGGCCAACUGCAGAACUUCAGCAAGCACUCGUAAACAGUGAAGCAAUAGCAAGGAGCUUCAACUGUUCAAUAUCGACAUCAGCUAUACUUUUCAUCAUCUACUGCUCAGCUUGCAUUGAAAGAUCAGGCAGAACUGUUAUUGAGAAUGAGAUGACCAGAGUCCUUGGGGAAAUGAAGUUAGACCAAUUGGAUACUAGAAGAACUUCAAAAGUGUUGGAUCCCAUUUUCCUUUAUGUCCUUGUUCCUGAUCUUCCAAAAAGAGCUCUUGUAGAAGUCAAGCCAAUGCUUUUUCUGGCAGAACAUGCACAACCUCCACCUAGAGAAAUUAUGCGCGAUCCAUCUGCAAUGCAAAGUUACUGGGGUUUCCAGUACGAAACGUGGCAUGACAACUGCCUUCAGAAAUGUAGCAUUGAGGGACAAGUAUGCGCCGCUAUUCUGUCUGUUACCGAAGAACUUGCUCAGAGUAUUUGUUCCAAAUCUAUACCUACAGUCGGCGGUGAUGGGGACUUAAACAUCCUUGUGAAGGAGGAUCAAUUGAAAAGAAUUGCACAAUUCUGCAUCUAUCGGCUUGACAAAAUCCUUCUGGAAAAUAAUCUUUCUUGGGAUGAUGUAUUGAAUUUUAGAGUCUAUUUCACAACAAGGCUCAACAUCUCUCACGGAACAGUCUCUGAGAUCUUCGCUAAUGUAUUCAGUGAAUUCGCGCAAAUAAGGCAGGGAGUAAAGAUCACGACAGAGCCCAUCUUCAACCUCGUUCCCAUGGUAGGUACUGGAAGGUCUGCUUCAUCCAUGGAUGAUAUUAUCACUUGUGAGCUAAUUUCCAGAAAAUUAUAGCCCUCUGCUCCCCUACUUCUUAGCCUCCUAUUUAACUGUAUUUCCGAUACGAUAAAAAAGUAUACUAUGAUCACCUUAGCAAGUCACACAAAAUUGCCCUGUUGAUUUUUCUUCUUUAAUGCAUCAAACAUUUGAUUACUAAGUUAUAUAUUACUUUUGGCAGUAGUAUGAAAGGUGUUUGGUUGAAGUUGUGAAAAUAGUGUAGAAGUAUUUACCAGUGGUUGUGAUAUGUAACUUGAAUGCUAAUGAAAAUGAAGCACAUUUUUCAGA